GUGAAAGUUUAAUCAUCAGCAUUAUGACUCUAUCAAUAUUGUCACAGUGGCUAAUUAUUAGUUUACUCACCUGCUCUGAAUUUACAAGUACAGGAGCUCAUGGUAUGAGUCCCUUUAAACUUUUUAUCACGUAUACCUUUUAUGAGAUGUUCAUUACUCCCAUAGACAGUUCAUUCUAAAUUGUUGACAGAUAAACCUUUAGACAAAGAUGUGCAGAACUCCCGCACAUGUGCUUAACAUAUUUGAGGCUAAAUCCAGACCUUUCAUUCAGUGUGGAACAUUCCUGCAGGAAGAGCUGAUGAAAUCAGUAAUUAAAGGGCCCACUCUUGCUGUUUCAAAACUCCCUUUUGACUUUUUCUUGAAUACAGACUGCAUGCUUGGACUUUAAAUAUAAACAUGAAACCAAUACAUUGAACCUACCAAAAACCAGCCAAUCAACCAACCAAAAAAUAGAAACACAGACAGACUCUUGUUCUCUGACUCAGCUCCCAGCCUACACUAUUUAAUUUACAAGCCUCCUGUCAGUUUCAUUGAUUAAAGAUUCAGUCUGUUGGAAAGCUAGUCAUGGAAGAGUUUAAACACCCCUCCUUUCUAUUCAGUGACCCUAAUUAUCAGGCAGAGACAAUGCAAGAAAAGGCCUUCUCCUGACAGUGUAACAUUCAUUAUGGCCAGCUGAUCUCAAUUCAAUGCACAUUCCCAUGUUUUUGGAUUAAAGCCUUUUUGUUGUUGUUGUGCAACAUCAAUAUUGGAUGUGUUGGGCCUGAGAGAGAUGUGUCAAAGCCAAUGGCAACACAAGAGAUCUUGUGUCAUAUGUUGUUAUAUUUGUAUUCACCGCAUUUAGUCUUUUUUUGGGUGAAUUUUGUUUGUAAAUGAAAGGUAAUGCAUUGAAGUAAUGUCAACGAGAAAAAUGUUGUGGCAAUCAUGCUUUCCCCCUUCAAAAAAAAUAAUGCAUUAUAUGCAGUCAAUAUCUUAGAUGAGCAAAGCCAGAGCUCAAACACAGCGGGUGGCUCUAUUUAAAGAGGAAAAAGCCUUGCUGUAUUUUGCCUCCAGCUUAUUGCCAAACGCCUCAGAAUAUGAAGGGUGCAUUUCAAAGUCGGGGGCUGUAGGGGAAAAAGAAGGAACCGUCCCAACAUUUAAAUCCAUUAGCAACCAGACAAAACACAUAUUGAUAGAUAAAGCCCUGGUCGGUUUCACGAAAGGGAGUGAAAGCAAGAAGGAAACAGCCCGAUCCUCGCUGCAUCCCUGGCCCAGAAGGAAGCUGCGAAGGGCUCGACCUGCCCUGCCCGCUUUUAGGUACCACUCCGUAAGUUUCUCCAGCUGCCUCCCUCCCCUUGCUCCGCUUUGGCCCCUCCUCUGGGCCAGGAACGCGGUUCCAUGGCCGCUGAUUGGCUGCAGCCCGGCGUAGCUCAGGUCCGGAGCCGGGCUCUCUCUCCAGACUGUGUGGUGGCCAGGAGUUUGCAGCAGCGGCGGGGAGGUGAAGCGGAGCAGCGAGGAAGCCAAGCCGCCCAGCGCUCUGGCACACGCGUGGCACCGCUGGGGCAGGCUUGCCCCAGGCACCAGCACUCCCGCCGCCAGCCCUGCAGCAGCCGCGGCUCCUCAGGCUUUGGGAGGCUCGGAUUUGCUGAAGAACUUAAAUAAAAAGCUCCUCACUCGUCCACGGCGUCAUUUCUGCAGGUUGGGCACACACACGCAGCCAGCCAAGCACGGCCCCCGCCUAGCGCUUUCCCUCCCCCGGCGUGCGUCCAGCCAGCCACGAUUCAGUGACUAUGAGCCUGCAAGUGAAACUUUCCCGGAGCGAGCUGUAUUUCCCCUGCCCAUUCGCAAAGCCGAUGAAUGCGAGAUAAUAAUGGAGAGGAAAAAGGCAGAGGCAGUCUCCGAGCUCAGCACGCCAGCGCUCUGAUUCACCGCGGAGCAGCCCGCACCUGCUGUAAGCGCCUCGGACUUUGCCUAGCCAACCUAUUGCUCCUACUUUCCCCGGGUGAGCCGAAGGAAGAGGAGAGGUGGGACAAGUAGCCCGUUGCAGCUGCUGUACAAACUGCUGUAAGAACUUGCGUGGCGGAUACGGUGUGAAUGACUAGCUCGGGUUUCUAAAGGCGAGCGUGACUUUCCACUGCUCGCCCUAUGACUCUCAGAGAUGACACAGCCUUCGCCAUCUCCAGCCCAGGGAAGUGGCUCCGCGGGAGGGUCCUGAGGAACCCCCACCCCCAAAAUCCGAUUCUUAUUUUGCAGACGCUCCCCUCCUCCCCUCUUUUCAGGCUGUGACUUAUGAUCGGACAAGGCUCCCCCCACCCUUGCACGUUUGCAGCCGCACUUUCACAGCAGCCUCUGUCUCGGUGUCUGCUUGCUUGUAUUUUUUUAAAUAGGAUUUUAUUUUUAGUGCAAUAACCACGAGGAUGCGUUUAAAGUGCGCCUGGUCUCUGCAAUGAGGUCUGUGCUGGGGGGUUUUUUUUCGGAAGGGGGGAGAUAUUGCGCAUGCCAGGUGCAGAUAAAUCCAGAUUCCCGCAUCUAUUGACUGCUCUGCGAUUUUUUUAAGAUCUCUCUAUAAAAGACAUUUUUUCUAUAACUUCUGACUUGCAUGCAUAUCGAUGGGCGGAAAGCGCAACUGAUUUUAUUGGGGUGAUCGAUGCUAACUUUGAUAAAGAGGUGACACUGACUGCCGGGGGAAGCAGACGAGCUGAGUGUGUCUCUAGACGAUUUUUGCCUCUGAUUUAACCCUAUUUUAAAAGAAACCCCAGACAGCCAAGCACCAAAACAACACCCCCGCCCCCCGCGAGCCUGCUCCAGCCGGGCUAUCAACAGGCAGCCAGGAGGGAGGCUGGGCGCCAGGUGUGCGGAACCGGGAGAUGGAUAUUCUUCUCCCCGUCCUGCUCGCCUUGCUGUGGACCGGGGCAGGAGCCCUGAUUAACCUGAAGUACUCGGUGGAGGAGGAGCAGCGCGCCGGCACGGUGAUCGCGAACAUCGGCAAGGACGCCCGGGAGGCUGGCUUCGUGCUGGACCCCCGCCAGCCCGCCGCCUUCCGGGUGGUCUCCAACUCGGCCCCGCACCUGGUGGACAUCAACCCGGGCUCGGGCUUGCUGGUGACCAAGCAGAAGAUCGACCGGGACCUGCUGUGCCGCCAGAGCCCCAAGUGCGUGAUCUCGCUGGAGGUGAUGUCCAGCUCCAUGGAGAUCUGCGUGAUCAAACUGGAGAUCAAGGACCUGAACGACAACGCGCCCAGCUUCCCCACCGACCAGAUCGAGCUGGAGAUCUCGGAGACGGCCAGCCCGGGCACGCGGGUGCCGCUGGAGAGCGCCUACGACCCGGACUCGGGCAGCUUCGGCGUGCAGAGCUACGAGCUCACCCCCAACGACCUCUUCGGGCUGGAGACCAAGACGCGCGGCGACGGCUCCCGCUUCGCCGAGCUGGUGGUGGAGCGCAGCCUGGACCGCGAGACGCAGUCCCACUACAGCUACCUGCUCACGGCGCUGGACGGCGGCGACCCGCCCAACUUCGGCACGGUGGAGCUCAGCAUCCGGGUCAUUGACUCCAACGACAACAACCCGCUCUUCGAGGAGCCGGCCUACGCCGUCAGCGUGCCCGAGAACGCGCCGCCCGGCACGCCCCUGCUCCGCCUCAACGCCUCCGACCCCGACGAGGGCACCAACGGGCAGGUGCUCUACUCCUUCCACAGCUACGUGUCCGAGCGGGCGCGCCAGCUCUUCCACCUGGACCCGCAGAGCGGCCUGCUCAGCGUCAGCGGCGCCGUGGACUACGAGGAGGGCCACAGCUACGAGCUGGACGUGCAGGCCAAGGACCUGGGGCCCAACUCCAUCCCGGCCCACUGCAAGGUGACGGUCAGCGUGCAGGACGCCAACGACAACCCGCCCCUCAUCAACCUGCUCUCGGUCAACAGCGAGCUGGUGGAGGUGAGCGAGAGCGCGCCGCCUGGCUACGUCAUCGCCCUGGUGCGGGUCUCCGACCGUGACUCCGGGGCCAACGGGCGGGUGCAGUGCAAACUGCUGGGCAACGUGCCCUUCCGCCUGCAGGAGUACGAGAGCUUCUCCACCAUCCUGGUGGACGGGCGGCUGGACCGGGAGCAGAGGGACCAGUACAACCUCACCAUCCAGGCCAGGGACAACGGGGUGCCCUCCCUGCAGGCCACCAAGUCCUUCACCGUCAAGAUCACUGAUGAGAACGACAACCACCCCCACUUCUCCAAGCCCUACUACCAGGUCAUUGUGCAGGAGAACAACACCCCCGGGGCCUACCUCCUGUCUGUCUCUGCCAGGGACCCUGACCUGGGCCUUAAUGGCAGCGUUUCCUAUCAGAUUGUACCCUCCCAAGUCCGGGACAUGCCUGUCUUCACCUACGUCUCCAUCAACCCCAACUCUGGGGACAUCUAUGCCUUGAGGUCCUUCAAUCACGAGCAGACCAAGGCCUUCGAGUUCAAGGUCUUGGCCAAAGACGGGGGCAGCCCCUCCCUGCAGAGCAAUGCCACCGUCAGAGUGAUCGUCCUGGAUGUCAAUGACAACACCCCUGUGAUAACUGCCCCACCUCUGGUCAAUGGGACUGCAGAAGUGUACAUCCCUAGGAAUGCCGGGGUUGGCUACUUAGUGACAGUGAUCAAGGCAGAUGACUAUGAUGAAGGGGAGAAUGGAAGACUGUCCUAUGAAAUGGCAGAUGGGGAUAGAGGAUUUUUUGAAAUAGAUCAGUUCAAUGGAGAGAUAAGGACCACCAGAGCAUUUGGGGAGAAUGCAAAAACUACUUAUGAACUGAUUGUGGUGGCGCAUGAUCAUGGAAAAACAUCACUCUCAGCUUCUGCCUUGAUUUUGAUAUACCUAUCCCCAGCUCUCGAUGCCCAGGAAUCUAUAGGAUCUGUUAACUUGUCACUGAUUUUCAUUAUUGCCCUGGGUUCUAUUGCUGCCAUUCUUUUUGUCACCAUGAUCUUUGUUGCAGUCAAGUGUAAAAGAGAUAACAAGGAAAUAAGGACCUACAACUGCAGAAUUGCAGAGUACUCCUAUGGGCAUCAAAAGAAAUCAAGCAAGAAGAAAAAAAUCAGCAAGAACGAUAUCCGGCUGGUACCACGGGAUGUAGAGGAAACAGAUAAAAUGAAUGUGGUGAGCUGCUCUUCCCUUACUUCAUCUCUCAACUAUUUCGACUAUCAUCAGCAGACCUUGCCACUGGGCUGCCGCAGAUCUGAAAGUACCUUCCUCAGUGUGGAGAAUCAGAACACUAGGAACACAGGCUCCAACCAUGUUUAUCCCCACACCUUCACCGGGCAGAGUCCCCAGCAACCAGAUCUGAUCAUCAAUGGAAUGCCAUUGCCAGAGACUGAAAACUACUCUUUUGAUUCCAACUAUGUGAACAGCAGAGCCCAUUUAAUAAAGAGCAGUUCAACUUUCAAGGACUUAGAGGGGAAUAGUCUCAAGGAUAGUGGGCAUGAGGAGAGUGACCAGACCGACAGUGAACAUGAUGUCCAACGAGGCCUGUACUGUGAUACUGCCGUCAACGAUGUGCUGAACACCAGUGUUAAUUCCAUGGGGUCUCAGAUGCCUGAACAAGAUCAAACUGAAGGAUUUCAUUGUAGGGAAGAGUGUCGGAUCCUUGGUCACUCAGAUAGAUGCUGGAUGCCCCGGAACUCUGUCCCCAGUCGUGCAAAAUCCCCUGAGCAUGGAAGGAAUGUCAUGGCACUCUCUAUAGAAGCUACCACUGUGGAUACAGAGCCUUAUGAAGACUGUAGUACAAAAAGAACUUUUGCAACGUUUGGGAAAGAUGGGAGUGAACCCCUCGCCGACGAGCGUAUCGUCAACCUGAAAGGCAAAAGAACAGUGGAUCUGCCCAUCUGCAGCCCAAAGGUAAAUGGUGCAGUCCGCGAAGCGGGGAAUGGCUGUGAAGCUGUGAGCCCCAUCACUUCACCCCUUCAUCUGAAGAGCCCCCUGUCUAGCAAACCUUCAGUAUCAUACAACAUAAUGCACUGCCCGGUAAAUCGCGACCUGGAGCAAUUUGUAAACAAUGGCCCUUCUCGGCCCACUGAAGCAGAGCCUAGAGGGGCAGACAGUGAAAAUAUAAUGCAUGAAGUUAACCCACUUCUGCAAGAAUGUAGAGAAAAAGACUCACCAGGAGUGAAGAGACUAAAAGACAUAGUACUCUAAACGGCACCAUAUAAAAAGGAGAACCGACACUACUACAAGCGCAUAUUGUUUUUAAUUGCUUACCAAUGGUUCACAAAUUGCUGUAUUUAAGAGCUUUCCCUAAAUGUAUUGUUUAUAAAUGAAGCUAUCGUUAAUGUGACAAUCCCACUUGUUUCAGCAACCAGCAGGGGUGUUCAGUUGAAGCAAAUUAGCUUGUUUUUCUUUUGUCACGGGGUAGGGGUGAAGGUGAGACCAGUUCAGUUAUAAAGAAGUAUUAUGUAUGGAGUAUUUUCAAUUUGUAUAUUUUUAUAUCUCAAAACUCUCUAUUAUAAAUUGCCAUUCUUUGUAAUGAAUUGAAUUGAAAACUCCUUAUCUGGCCAUCCUUAAUAAACACCCUGAAGUUUUUGUAGUCUACACAAUUUAAUGGCCAUUUCUUAUGUACAACUGUUAAAAGAACAAUUCAAUGAGUUUUAAUAUUUGCCUAGCACAAGGCUGUUUGUCCUUUAAAAUGUUGCUAUUUUGCUGUGGACACCCCUGCAUUAAGAAUCCUUUUGCUAUCACAUGCUUAUCUGUACUAUUAUCGUAUUUGAUAUUGCAAAUUACUGUAUGUCUAGUGAUGGCAAAAGGCUUUCAAGUUUUAAAAAAAACAUAGAUAUAUUUAAAACUUGGGGAAACUGCUAAUUUCAAAGCCAAUGUAAGGAGUGUUCUCUCCCCGUCUUACCCUCCAGCACCCCACACAUCCUAUACUUGUUUUCACAGAGCUAUGAUAGAUCAUUGUGAAAAGUCAUUUGGGGGAUAUUCUGCUGCCUAAUUUGCAGUUGUUAGAUGCAGCGUGCUGAACGUUUUGAGAUCCAUUUUUUUUUGUAAUGUCAAGGCACUGCAUGGAAAAGCUUCUCCGUAAGUUAUUAGUUCCCAGGUUUCGAUAUUCCCUGUCUCUAAUCAUCUCAGAGUGAGGGAAUUGUUUAACAGAUCUAAAUUAGCAUCUUGGUUAGACACACACUUCCUGAUUCAACAUUUCCCAGUCAUGAUUACACUAAGUACCAGCGUGAGUGUAUGUAUCUCAUCAUGGAAUGGAUUUUAGAGUGAUAUUAUUUCUAUUUAUCCUGCAUCAAAAAUAGGUAUAGAGUAAGCAAUAGAAGGAUAUACGUGUAGGGACAGACAGGUGAAAUGUAACACCACUACUAAUCAAAUUAAUGUGCCUUCCAUAUGGAGAAGAAAAAUUUGAGUAAUUAUUUUUUCUCAUAAUUAAGUACAUAUUUUAUGUGGUUAAAAAUUUGCACACAUGAAAUAGAUUUUUAAAAGAAAAAGGACCAUUUGAGCUACUGGAACGGCCAUUUUGUAGAAACAAGGGGAGCUAUAAAGAUUUUCACAGCAUGGUAUAUUCUCUGCUCUCCUGCACUACAUAAUUGUUCAGAUUGGGUUUGAGUGAGGUGGAGUGGAGGAUGAAGGUUUGUGAAUUAGUAACCCUUUAUUUGACAGACUUUUCUACCCAGAAGAAUAUUCAUUAGAGCUUAAAGGUUCAUUAUAAGGCAGGGAAAAAAUACAGAUAUUGCCAACAUUUGCUCUGCCAGUGAACUGAAAAUAAUGGUUUCUAGAGAAACAGUCUUCCUAGUACUAAUGUAUCUUGAUAACAUUCUCGUUACUUUGAUUUAUUUAAAUUAAAAAUGUCAUCAGGAAAAGAGCCUCCAAUUGUUAUUGUCCUAGAAAUCAAAUAAGCUCCAGUCCUUUCUUUUCUUUAGAGAAAGUGGAUAAAAUGAAUAUGGAUGAGUUUUUGACUACUCCAGUUGGUACAUUACCAGUAUGUCUUAUGGGCCCAGGAAUUUGAAAAUAAAUUAUCAAAAGAACUUCUAAUUAAAUUACUAAAGCUUUUUGUAUUGGUGUUGAUUGCUACCUCAUGCAGAUGGAAUCCCCCUAGUUGAUGUGACUGCAUCUAUCCCUCUAAAACUGACCUGUAUUUCAUUUUUUUCUUUAAUUUUGAAGUUUGAUUCAUUUUUUUAAAUAGUAUGUUCUUUUUAUUCUAGUUUUUUAUAUCUUGGGUACUGUACUGCUGUCAUUAAAAUGUAUAUUUUUUGCAAGUGGAUGUAUAUUAUAUGAGCAAUAGAAAAAACAGGUUGGUUUCGGGGGGGUUAAGUUACUGGAUAUUAAGAUGAGUGUUUUGUUCAUUAUGAUGUAACCUGUAUUUAACUUCUGAGAGCUUUAUUCAGUGAAAAUUCAUGUCCUUACUUACUGAGCCACAGAAGCCUCCUGGAUAUCUUCGUUCGCUGCAGAAAUUAAUCCUCAUUAAUUGACAGAAAAUUGUUUCUAGAAGAAUUUUGUGUGUGUGUGGCAGCAGUAACUCAGAAUCAGUCUAUCAGUUCCCCCCCCCCCAACACAUAUUCUUCAGGUGCAUAUGGAUAACCAAUGGCAAUCAUGAAGCUUUUGACAUCAGGGGCCUCUACUUAGGAUGCUCAAAGACUCUGGUUGCUUUAGGCUAGCUGACAAAAUGGGUUGAAGUUCAUAUGAACCUUUUGCUCUCUCAUGGAGAGCCCCCAAAAAGGGCUUGGGUUUCUUCAAACUCCUGCGUUUUACUGCUGGGAUUUUGUUACAAAAUCCAGGAAGCUCAUUAGUUUUGCACUAAGUUCAGUGAAACUCUCCGUCCAAAAGUUACCUUGAGAUUUCAAAUUUUCACAGCACGAAUGUAAACAAACCUGAGUGGGGAUAUGUGUGUUGCAAAUGGUGUAAACUGAACCUAUCUGCCUGCUUGAUGCAAUCUCUCCUAAUUUGAAACGGGUGGGUGUCAUGCUGCAUUCAUGGCAGGUCAUUUCCCUGAAAUGAGCCAGUCAAGUACUUCACAAAAGGGAGCUGAUGAGGAAUAGCCAAAAGGCUUCCCUGAGGAGAGCCGAAGGCAUGAGCCCUCACUCUGAUAGAAGAGAGCCCCAUUCCCCGCCCCACAGCUCCAUGUCUGCAACAAGUGGGAAACUAUUUAGCCAAGAAGGUCAUGUUUGGGUCCAGGCCAUAGAGCCACCUUCUCUCCCCAAACAUGCACACUCC
This is a messenger RNA of Gopherus flavomarginatus (Mexican gopher tortoise), 9140 nucleotides long. RefSeq names its product protocadherin 19 (gene PCDH19). The coding region runs from base 2844 to 6131 and encodes 1095 amino acids. Gene Ontology annotation, cellular component: plasma membrane. Gene Ontology annotation, biological process: homophilic cell-cell adhesion. The record is from RefSeq and is a predicted model, not a curated record. The transcript has 5 exons. NCBI's taxonomy places the organism in Eukaryota, Metazoa, Chordata, Testudines, Testudinidae. Gene Ontology annotation, molecular function: calcium ion binding.